UGAGUUAACCAUCUAAUACUUUCGUUAGUUCACGUUACUAAAGUUACUGCUUGGGCCACGUAGUGUUUCUUUCCGGUAUUAGUUCUUGAGAAGGACAGUCGAACAGUUACGCUUGUCCUGUUUGCUUUGGCAAAAUGACGUCCAAAGUAUCACGUGAUACUCUCUAUGAAUGCGUUAAUGCAGUACUUCAGAAUUCGAAGGACAAGAAGAGGAACUUUUUGGAGACGGUAGAACUACAAAUUGGAUUGAAGAAUUAUGACCCACAAAAGGAUAAGCGUUUCUCAGGCACCGUCAAAUUGAAGAACAUUCCUCGACCAAAGAUGCAAGUAUGCGUAUUGGGCGAUCAACAACAUUGCGAUGAAGCCAAAGCAAACAACAUCCCAUACAUGGAUGCAGAAGCUUUGAAAAAGUUGAACAAGAAUAAGAAAUUUGUAAAGAAACUAGCAAAGAAGUACGAUGCGUUUUUGGCCAGUGAAUCUUUGAUCAAACAAAUUCCACGUUUGUUGGGUCCUGGUCUAAACAAGGCAGGUAAAUUCCCUGGUCUUCUCUCUCACCAGGAAUCCAUGGUCGCAAAAAUUGACGAAGUCAAAGCUACGAUCAAGUUUCAAAUGAAGAAGGUACUUUGCUUAUCGGUGGCAGUAGGACACGUAGAAAUGACUCCAGAUGAAUUAGUACAAAAUGUACAUUUGUCGAUCAACUUUUUAGUUUCAUUGUUGAAAAAGCAUUGGCAAAACGUACGUUCUUUGCAUAUUAAAUCUUCCAUGGGACCUCCUCAAAGAUUAUUCUAAUAAGUUAUUGAUACUUAUACACGAUGAAUGUAAAACGCAAUAAAACAAAUGAAAAAAAAAAAUA
Molecule: messenger RNA, 852 nt
Organism: Vespa crabro (European hornet)
Lineage: Eukaryota; Metazoa; Arthropoda; Insecta; Hymenoptera; Vespidae
Gene: RpL10Ab
Product: 60S ribosomal protein L10a
Exons: 5
Coding region: 135-788 (217 amino acids)
Biological process (GO): translation
Cellular component (GO): large ribosomal subunit
Molecular function (GO): RNA binding; structural constituent of ribosome
Source: RefSeq, a predicted model, not a curated record